Messenger RNA from Linum trigynum, 2529 nucleotides. The record is from the annotation of a GenBank genome assembly. NCBI's taxonomy places the organism in Eukaryota, Viridiplantae, Streptophyta, Magnoliopsida, Malpighiales, Linaceae.
CUCGUUUCUCUUGCCUCAUGACAUUUUGACACACCCAUCUCUGCCCAAGAUGAGUCAUUUCCCCUUGUCCCGACCUCUUGAGAGGGCUUUGUGUGCACUCUUAUAUGUCCUCAAGUCGCCUGCAUGCGACAUAGGUUUUUGUUAGGGAUCCUUUUGAAUUUCCUUUGCAGCAUUAGACCUCAAAGGAAAAGCUACCGAAGAGCCUGUGUUACUCUCCAGAGAAGACCAAGCCAUCUGUGGUCAUAGGCCCAUUAAAUGGAAUGAAGCCAAACAUGCAGAGCUUACUUUUAUACUUUCUUGUUCAGUAGGCUGUUUCCUUCCUUUCAGUGUUGUACUUGUAUCAACUCUGUACACUGUGUUUCGUAUUAAUGAAAUGACCAUUCUACUUCUAAAAAAAAAAAAAAUUGAGGUAUUUAAGGUAGAUUGACUUAGUCAAGUAUGGGGUGGGGCAUUGGUUGCUAAAUUUUGGGGGGUUUUCUGAAAAUAGAGGAUUUGCUUCUCCAAACGCAGAGAAUGAAUUUGCAAAAAAAAGAAAGAGAAAGAAAAGAACUUGGGCAAAUAUUUUCACUUCAAUAAUGAUAACUGCUCUUUUUUCAUCAAAUACACAAUAAUAUUAACAAGAACGAGAGGAGGAGAAGAAAAUCAUAUAUUACUCCCGCAUACAAUAUAGAGGAAAACGGAGAAAGAAAUGUCGAAAUGCUUCAGCUUCACGGCGUCGAGGGACUGGUUCUACCGCUACUCGUUCGCAAACGCGGGGCUGCGGACGUCGAUCACCGACAUGGGCGAAGGCACGGUGGUGCACUGCUGGGUCCCGCGGUCGCAAAAGGAGACGAAGCCCAACCUGGUGCUGGUCCACGGGUUCGGCGCAAACGCGAUGUGGCAAUACGGGGACCACCUGCGGCAGUUCACGGCCAGGUUCAACGUGUACGUUCCAGACCUGCUCUUCUUCGGGCAGUCCCACACGCGGCGGGCCGAGAGGAGCGAAGGGUUCCAGGCGGAGUGCCUGAUGCGGAUGCUGCGGGCGCACGGCGUGGAGCGGGCCAGCCUCGUCGGGAUCAGCUACGGCGGGUUCGUGGGCUACAGCAUGGCGGCCCAGUUCCCCGGCGCGAUCGACCGGCUCGUGUUGUGCUGCGCCGGGGUGUGCCUGGAGGAGAAGGACAUGGAGGAUGGUUUGUUUAAGGUGCGGAACUUGGACGAGGCGGCCAGCAUUCUGAUGCCACAGACGCCGGAGAAGUUGAAGGAAUUGAUGCGGUUUUCCUUUGUUAAGCCUGCCAAGGGGGUUCCCACGUACUUCCUCUCUGACUUCAUUGACGUAUGUAUCCCCCUUCCUUCCUUCCCCUAUUCGACAACUCUCGAGUUAUUGGAACGAAAUGGUUUGUUCGUUAAACAUGAUAUCAAAACCUUCGAUUUAGAGGUCAUGACGACAUGAUUUUGAAUCCUUCCAAUCUAUAUAUGCAAACUGAAAGACUAAUGGUUUAGACCGUACAAUAGAUGAUAUGUUUAUAUAUUGAGGUUGUACAAAGUGAAAAAAAGGGUAAUGACUAUUUAUUAGUCAAACCUUUUUCGGAUUCUUUUUUAUUAUCUAAACCUAACGAAAUAUUAAGAAUUAGCCAAAUGUUAACUUCCCGUCAGCAAUUUUGUUAGAGAUAUUGACUUGGCCCAACAUGAUAUUGACUUGGAAGAGACAUGUGACGGUUAAUAUUCCAAAAUUUUAUUAUUUUAAAUAAAAAAAGUUACAAAAUUAUUAACGAUAAUGUAAAAUUGGCUAAUAUUUUAAUGCAUUACGAAAAAUUUGGCUAAUUAAUAGCAUUUUAAUAGGUUUGGAUAAUAUAAAAGAAUUUGAAAAAAAUUUGGAUAAAAAGUAGACAUUACCAAAAAAAACUCACAAAUAAACUUGCGUUUGAGAAGCAUGUAAGAGAUAAAAACUAUUAAAAAAAUACUGUCCUAGUAUCCAUGGUUAUGCACUUCAGCUAUAAUUUGUGUAGGUAUUUACUCAUAUAUCUCAUUAAAAAGGUAUAUUUGAUAAUUUUUACAAAGUAUUGUUAAUAUAUAUAUAUAUAUUGUUGAUGUGCUUUUUUAUGGUCUAAGUGAUAAAACAAAAACUUGAGUCCUUAGAAAAGUAUAAUAUUCAUAUAUAGGAUUUGCAUAUAUGUCAUAAAUUAAAAAUAGUUCAUGAUGUCAAUCAAGUUUUGAAAUUCAGAUUUGACACUAUAAGAGCACUUUUAUGUCCUCCAUCGUUUCGACAUUAUAGAUAGUUGGGCAUUUUAUGUUGAUGAGCAUGUAACACUACUCUAGUGCUCAAGUCAUCAAUUACGGGCUAAUACCAUUAUAACAGUUGAAUUAUAAAAGAAAUGUCAUUUGUAUCCUGUUAGAUAUAUUAAUCCGCAAGUUUUAUUUAAUAUAACAAUCGUGUUCCAUUGUAAGAUACUUUUGUGCCAUUAUAUACUUGUAUUAAAUACUAAUGGUCAAUGUCAAUAUCAAUACUAACAGAAUAAUAGUUUUGGAUAGGAAUGAAAUAUUUAAUAAAAU